Messenger RNA from Helianthus annuus (common sunflower), 2665 nucleotides. Its product is annotated as kinesin-like protein KIN-14N. The record is from RefSeq and is a predicted model, not a curated record. The coding region runs from base 216 to 2510 and encodes 764 amino acids. NCBI's taxonomy places the organism in Eukaryota, Viridiplantae, Streptophyta, Magnoliopsida, Asterales, Asteraceae. Gene Ontology annotation, biological process: microtubule-based movement. The transcript is spliced from 15 exons. Gene Ontology annotation, molecular function: microtubule motor activity; ATP binding; microtubule binding.
AUGGACACACCUAACAGUCACUACCUCCCACCACCCUGACUGAAUCUUUCCUUUUAAGUAACAUAACAUGAUCACCUAACUCAACCUUUAUUCAUCAAUUUGUAUCUCACACUUUGUUACUAAAUUUCAGGGUCUUAAUUAUUAUUAUUUUGUUUGUGUUCAACAACAUUAACAAGAUUACAAGUUUUGGGUAGAUCUCAAAGUGGUUUUAAACAAUGGUUGGGCCGGCCAAUGGUGGUAGAACAGUGACAUCAAGACAGGUUUUGUCAGUUGUUAAUGGUGGCCAAGACCCGAUUAUCAGGGUCGGGCCGGCGAGCAUUGCUAGUUCGGAUUGUGGAGGGAUUGAAUUUACUAGAGAAGAUGUUGAAGCAUUGUUGAGUGAGAGGAUCAAACCCAAGAAUAAGUUCAGUCUCAAGGAGAAAUGUGAUGCUAUGGCUGAUUAUAUAAAAAGACUCAAAAUGUGUAUCAAAUGGUUCCAAGAACUUGAAGCGGAUUUGUUAUUAGAGCAAGACAAACAUUGGAAAAUGUUGGAAACUGCAGAAAAGAAAUGCAAUGAUAUAGAAAUGGUAAUGGGUCAAAAGGAAGAAGAACUUAAUUCGAUAAUUGUCGCGCUGCGCAAGAAUUACACUGCCUUACAAGAGAAACUUGCAAAAGAAGAAUCCGAUAAAUUGGCUGCAAUGGUAUCGUUAAACAAAGAGAAAGACGCACGAUUGUCUGUAGAAAGAUCACAAGCUCCCAUCAAGGAAGAACUUGAAAGAGCUCAAAGAGAAAGUUCAAGUGCUAAUCAAAAGAUAUUAUCACUUAAUGAUAUGUACAAAAGACUGCAAGAAUACAACACGAGCUUACAACAAUACAACAGUAAGCUUCAAGCGGAGCUUAAUCAAACCAACGAAAUCCUUAAAAACGUAGAAAAAGAAAAGGUUGCGGUUUUGGAGAACCUCAGCAACUUAAGAGGCUACUGUACUUCUUUGCAAGAUCAGUUGACUGCUACUAAAGAAAGUAAUGAUGAGGCAAUGAAGCUUAAAGACGCGUUAGCGAGUGAAGUUGGAUGCCUAAGAUUGGACUUACAACAAGUGAGAGAUGAGCGUGAUCGCCAGCUGUCACACGUUCAAGAGUUAUCAGCUGAAGUGUUGAAAUACAAAGAGUUGACUGGAAAGUCAGCAGAUGAAUUGGGCAACCUUACAACAAAGUCAAACGAGCUCGAGGCAAGAUGUGCUUCACAAAGUGAUCAAAUAAAGAAAUUGCAAGAAAAACUCGAUGCUGCUGAGAAUAAACUAGCGAUGUCUGAUGUAUCGGCAUUUGAGAUAAGAACAGGAUAUGAAGAACAAAAGAGAGUUAACUCCGAGUUACAGUUUCGUUUAGACGAGGCAGAAUUAAAACUUGUCGAAGGAGAAGCCUUGCGCAAAAAGUUGCAUAACACAAUACUGGAAUUGAAAGGGAAUAUAAGAGUUUUCUGUAGGGUACGACCUUUAUUGCUUGAUGACGCCGCUGACAAUGAACCAAAGGCGGUUUCUUUUCCUACAACCACAGAAAAUCUUGGUCGCGGCAUUGAAUUGUUGCAACAUGGGCAAAAACAUUCUUUCGUAUUCGAUAAGGUAUUUGUACCGGAAUCUUCACAAGAAGAGGUGUUCGUUGAGGUCUCACAGCUUGUGCAGAGUGCUUUGGAUGGUUAUAAGGUUUGUAUCUUUGCAUAUGGUCAAACAGGGUCGGGAAAAACGCAUACAAUGAUGGGUACGUCUGGAAAUGAUGAUGAUAAAGGAUUAAUACCUCGUUCGUUAGAACAAAUAUUUGAGUCCAGACAAACGCUACAAAACCAAGGGUGGAAGUAUGAAAUGCAGGUUUCUAUGCUGGAAAUAUAUAAUGAGACAAUACGCGAUCUGUUGACAAUAAACCGACCGGGUUCAACCGAAGCGCGUACUAAGCAGUAUGUAAUUAAACAUGAUGCAAAUGGGAACACGCAUGUUUCUGACCUGACCGUAGUUGAUGUACGCAGCAGUAGAGAAGUUUCGUUUUUGUUAAACCGUGCUGCACAAAGCAGAUCUGUGGGUAUGACUCAAAUGAACGAACAAUCGUCAAGAAGCCAUUUUGUGUUCACCAUGAGGAUAACGGGUGUUAAUGAGAGCACAGAGCAACAAGUGCACGGCGUUCUUAACCUUAUUGAUCUUGCGGGUAGUGAACGUCUUUCCAAAAGUGGGUCAACCGGAGACCGUUUGAAAGAAACUCAAGCCAUUAACAAAAGUUUGUCAUCGUUAAGCGACGUUAUAUUCGCUUUAGCAAAGAAGGAAGAACAUGUGCCAUUCAGGAACUCAAAACUUACAUAUCUUCUUCAGCCUUGCUUAGGUGGUGAUUCCAAGACUUUGAUGGUGGUAAAUGUUUCUCCUGCACCGAGCUCUAUUAACGAGUCACUUUGUUCUCUUCGGUUUGCUGCAAGAGUUAAUGCUUGCGAGAUUGGAACGCCUCGAAGACAAACCUCUGUGAAGCAAUUGGAUGCUCGAUUCAGUCAUGGCUAAUGAUUUUGCAGUCAUAAAUAUCAACAGGAUAUGUAGUAGAUUUUUGAGAUUCUAACAGUUUGGCGUUCAUGUGUAUACUGGAAAGAAAGAUGAAGAGCAAUAGUUAGGUAAUGAUUUGCUGGAACAACUAUAAUUUGAUUGAUUUUCUUGGUUUA